UUUUAUUUUGGAAUGUGACAUACACAACCGGAUGUGGCGCUGCUUCUGACAGCGGAUCCUGACAGACCGGAAAUAAUCGUCGGUUUUGGUGACGCUGCAUUAGAGGGGAAGACAUGGCCCGGUAUAGGUUGUUGGGGUUGUUUCUGCUCAGCCUCGCUCUGGUCGGAGCCCAGGCGCUCACACCGUCCCACCACCUGUCCCUGUCCGAUGUGGCCAGACUGCACAGCUUCCUGAGCCAGAGCUUCACAGACCUCGAAUCUGCCUACUACUCUAUUGUUGGUCUGACCAAGCUUGGAGCAAAUGUCGCCGACCAAAGAGAAGCGUGCCAAUUCCUCAAGUCCCAGCUAGAUCCCACAAGUGUUGACUCUCUCUUCUUUGCUGCCGAGGCCAGUAAGGCCCUAUCAGGAUGUGAGAUCCCUGUGUCAAACGAAACUCGCGACAUUCUUCUGGCAGCGGUCAGCGAAGACUCGACUGUGGCUCAGAUCCAUCGGGCCGUGGGUGCGCUUAGCUCCCUGGGGCUUCCUCUUGCAUCCCAGGAAGUUGUUGCCGCUCUGACAGCUCGCAUCAACAAGGAGGACAACGUCAUGGCCAUCACCUUGGCUCUGCACACGGCAGCCCGUCUCUCCGCGCAGGCCGAUUUUGUAGGAAUCCUGGAGGAGAUUGAGGAUCUGACAGCUCGUUUGGAUGAUCUGGGCGGCGUCUACCUGCAGUUUGAAGAGGGACUCGAGGCGACGGCCCUGUUUGUGACCGCUGCCUACGCGCUGUCAGAUCACGUGGAUAUGGAGCCCCCUCUAAAGGAGGACCAGGUCAUCCAGCUGGUGAACUCCAUCUUCAGCAAGAAGUCCUGGGACUCUCUGGCUGAGGCUUUCAGUGUGGCAAGUGCUGCCGCCGCCUUCUCCAGCAACCGCUUCCAUGUGCCAGUUAUUGUCAGCGCUCAGGGCCCAGCCACAGUGUCCCACAGCCAGCCAACCUUGCAGCUUCUUGUUACUGAUGUCCUGUCUCAACCCCUGGCUUCAGCCAGUGUGCUGGUGGAGUCCGCUUAUGCUGUGGCCUCCAAGAGCGUCAUACUCAGUCAAGCACCUUUCACCCUCAAUGACGGCGUCUUUGAACUGAACUUCAUGUCCAGCCAGCCGGCCAGUGGAUAUUACCAGUUCACUGUGGCAGUGACAGGGGAUAGCCGACUAAUUGCCAAUCAUGUUGAGCUGAAAGUGAAAGUGUCCACUGAGGUGGCCAUCACUAAUAUGGAUCUGUCUGUCGUGGAUAAGGACCAGAGUAUCGGCACAAAGACCACCAGGGUGGACUAUCCCUCCAAAGCCAAGAGCUCCUUCACCGCAGACAGCCACCAGAACUUUGCCAUGUCCUUCCAGCUGGUUGACGUCAACACCGGAGUGGAGCUCACGCCUCAUCAGACUUUUGUCCGGCUGCACAAUCAGAAAACUGGCCAAGAGGUUGUGUUUGUGGCUGAGCCAGACAGUAAGAACCUCUACAAGUUUGAGUUGGACACAGCGGAGAGGAAAUCUGAGUUCGACUCCAUCUCUGGCACUUACUCCCUCUACCUCAUCGUUGGAGACGCUACCCUGGAGAACCCGAUUCUGUGGAAUGUGGCGGAUGUCGUUCUGAAGUUCCUGGAUGAGGAGGCCCCAGCUACUGUUCAGCCGAAGACACUUUACGUGCCCAAACCAGAAAUCCAGCACUUAUUCAGGAAACCGGAGAAGAAGCCUCCCACUGUGGUUUCCAACACCUUCACUGCCCUCGUCCUUUCUCCCUUCCUGUUACUGCUCAUCCUGUGGUUUAAGCUCGGAGCCAACAUCUCCAACUUCAGCUUCUCUCCCAGCUCCAUUCUCUUCCACAUAGGACAUGCAGCCAUGCUGGGUCUGAUGUAUGUUUACUGGACCCACCUCAACAUGUUCCAGACCCUCAAGUACCUGGCCAUCAUCGGCAGUCUAACCUUCCUCGCCGGGAACCGCAUGCUGGCUCAGAAAGCAGUCAAGAGAAUGGCAAACAAAUGAGGACAACUAUAUUAAAGAAGACACUGAAGGUCUUUUUUUUUCCCCCCUUCCAUGGAGUCAUUCAAGUUUGCAUCACAUCUGACUUUUGAGAAAUAGCAUGGAAUUUCAUGAAGCCAAUUGAGUUCAGUUUUUUAAAAAAAAUGCAGUUUGUGUCUUUUUGCCACAUGAAAGGAAAAACGAGAUAUCGUGAUUGUCUCCAAGAGACCGGACAAACGCGCAGUGACACAGAAACUCCUACUGAGGGCUGUAAAGCUAAUCAUCAUUGCACUUCAUUUUCCUGUGAUUUUUUUUUUUUUUUUUUUUUGUUCUCUUAUUGUCCAUCAUGACAGUUUUCUCAGUGAGUUAGGGUUAUUAUUUGUGCUUUCCUGAUGAAAUUUGGGUUGAUGUUUUUGUACAUUCCUCUUUCCUGUUGCUCAGCACUCAUCUCAACCUGUAAUUGAGUUUAGUCAUCGGCAUGUUUCAGCUGAUACUAAACCAUCGACAGCCGCACUGAUACGUUCAUCAUUACUAAUCUAGCCGGUAUGUUUGCCUGUUCAGUGUGUCAAAUAUGGAGGAUGUGAAGUGUUCUCGUCUCUGGUAUAGAGUUCGUGUCCUCCAGAAACAAAAUAAUUACUGAAAUAAGUUAUGAGCAAUUCCAGGAAAGGUGGCUUUUUGUAAUGAAAAAAAGAGGAAAUAAAGAAAUUAAGAGGA
Messenger RNA from Myripristis murdjan (pinecone soldierfish), 2699 nucleotides. RefSeq names its product ribophorin II (gene rpn2). The transcript has 17 exons. The coding region runs from base 114 to 2009 and encodes 631 amino acids. Gene Ontology annotation, biological process: protein N-linked glycosylation. NCBI's taxonomy places the organism in Eukaryota, Metazoa, Chordata, Actinopteri, Holocentriformes, Holocentridae. Gene Ontology annotation, cellular component: membrane; oligosaccharyltransferase complex. The record is from RefSeq and is a predicted model, not a curated record.